GACAUAUUUUGUACAUUUCACUUGUUUUGAUAAAUCACAAUUUCAAAGCGUUUCUUAUUUGCGACACUGUUUAGUGAAUUUCUGCAUGUGCAGCAAAAUUUUAUGUGUUCAUAUUAGCCAUACAUGUGCCCAAGCACUUUGUGAGCUCUCAUCAUCUAAUAAGUUCCAAGCAAUAGACGGGGAAUGGCUGUUGAGGCACGGCCACGUCGCUAUUCAAUUGGUUAUACUAAAUUUAGUCGAUAUGCUAGAGUGGUUGGUAUCGUUAGCUGCCUGGUGCUGUUCACGCUGAUCGGACCGGUUGCUGGCGAGGAAUGGCACGACACGAACGAGGGGCAUGGCACGACGCACGAACAGCUGGGACAGCAGCAUUAUCCAUCCGUUGAUCUGACAGCCUACAAGUCGAAAAUUCGUUAUACUAGCGAAUUGAAUCGCACCAGUUGGAACAUCAAGCCCGCAUUCAAUCUAUCGCAAUUCUUCUUCGAUCACACCAUCACCGACACGCCCUCCUUGCCGCGCGGCUAUCUUGCGGUGAGAAAUGGCGAUACCCUGGUGCUGGGUCCCAAGGUUGUCGACAACGACUGGAGCGAUCUAUUGGGACAGUACUUUUUGCUCAUACUCUGGGUCAUAAUCUUAGUAGCUCUCAUAAUACUGAUUCCAUUCUUCGCCGUGUGCUAUUGUUGCUUCUGUUGCUGUCGCCGUUGCAAGCGCGGAUGUGCUCCCUGCGACGAGGCGAACGACAAGAGAAGGGCCCUGAUUUGUGCUGUGAUCCUGGCGCUGUUGCUCGUAUUCAUUUUGCUUGGCGCCAUCAUUGGCUAUACGUCGAAUCGGGGGCUGGACCGCGGCCUGGCUGAGACGGCGUCCACGGUGCGUCGUGGCAACGAAGACACCUGUCGCUUCCUGGAGGAUGUUAACGCGCACAUUCACCACAUCUUCGUCUACAACUAUGAGGAGCUGGAGGCCCAUCUGACCGACUUGCUUAACAAUGCCCAUCAUCACAUAUUCUUGGACUUGGCGGAUACUUCCGAGAGCAAUGCCGUCGAGCAUUUGGAGCGCAUUUUCGAUAAUAUGAUAGAGGCCAGAAUUCUAAUGAAGCAGGUGGUACAGCUGGACCAGGACCUGCGCUUCUAUACGACACAGCUACGCGAUGGUGUGCGAGGCGCCAAGCGAGACGUGAACUACGCCUGUUCCAAUUUGAUUAGCAAUAACAGGUGUAAACAAUUCUUAAAGAAUUCGGAAUUGGAAUUCGUUGAUACAUCGAAUUGCCUGCACUUGGAUAAUAUGCCGAACACGUCGCUGUUUCUGGAGGGCAUUGAGAAGAUCAUCAAGGACGACGUCACGAAAAUACCACUAAAGGCGCUGGAGCGCUUUCAGGAUAUUGCCAGCAAAAUCGAGACGGCAAUGAAUCAGGUGAUUCCGCCGCUGCUCCAUGACAUCAACCAGGGCCGUGAGAAGUUCCGCAUCCAAGCCACAAAUAUACGCAAAACGAUCGAGUCCGUGAUCAGCGACAUCCAUUUGCGCACUCUUCGCUCCACGGAGUCCUUUGAGGAUGUCUACGAAAAGUUCGGCAAGAACCGCAGCUAUAUUAACGCACUCGUCUGCAUACUUCUGCUUGUGAUUGUGAUCCUAAUGACCGUUGGCCUGAUUUGUGGCUGCACGCGCAGCAAACCAACGGGAGCCACAUGCUUGUUGAUGGGCAUCAUCUUGAUAUUCGCUGUCUUCUCAUUUCUGGUGCUGAUCGGGCUAUUCUACUUCAUGGUGGGCCUGGUGACAUAUCAGGGCGCCUGUGCGCCUCUGCGGGAUCUCGAUAAGAAUGCGCUGUUCCGGGAACUGGACGCGGUCAUCGAUCUCAAUCGCAUAAUUCGGACCAAGGAUGCGGGGCUAACGAGCGAUGUUGAGGUUAACGAAGCUAACGAAGAGCUGCGCAUGUCGAAGGCAAUCAAGUCGUGCAACCGAAAUCAAUCGAUAUUCGAUCUGCUGAAGGAUAACAAUAUUUAUAGGGUUGAGGAUUUAACGAGCAUCACCAUUAUGAGUGAAAGCAAGGAAGAAGAUAAAAAGGACUCAAUAUUCGAAGAGGAUCUGUCCGCUGUUUAUCUGCUAACCUCAGACGAAAGGAUCAAAUUGGAGAAGGCGCACACCGGCAACCUUUCGGGCUACCACAGCGUCUUGUAUGUGGAGAAUAUGUGCCAGGCCCUGACUCCGAACUUGGCCACAAUAUCAGCCGGUCUGAGAAAGGUACGGGACGAUAUCUACUACAGUAAUAGAUGGGACUCAUACUCCCGAUAUGGCCGGGUUGCCAUGAUAAACGAAGCCUACCAUUUCGAUAUGUAUAACUACGAAUGGUCCGAUAAGAUACUGAAAAUCAUGGCCAAGAUGAAGCAGAAACUCUUAAGGAUUGACGAUCUCAUUUUGUACGAGAAUCGCAAUUUUACCAACUCAAUAACUGUGCUGGCCAAUGCUGUCAUACGUGCCGAGAACUUUCUGAAAAGUCGCGGCAGUCAUUUCAUCAAUUCCCUCGGUCAGAAUCUGACCGAUGUGGUCAACGAGCAGGUUGAUGAAUUUAUACGCGGCAUUAUGGACGAGUGCAACAGAAACGUUGGCCGCUGUGCCCCACUCUCCUACAUUUAUUAUCGCGGUGUGGAUCUGGUCUGUUACCGGCUGGUCGAUCCCAUUAAUGGCUUCUGGAUGGGCAUACUGCCCGCUGCACUGCUCCUGCUGCCUCUCCUGUAUGUGGCUCAUAAGCUAAUGUGCUUGUGGAAGAGAAUGCACGCAUAUGCGGUCGCCGUAGUCGUUGUGCCCGAGCCCCAAAUCGGAGGCUGCCCAACCUGUACGGGUGCACCCUAUAUGCCGCCGCCAAUCAUCACCUGCACCGGCGGGAAACAAACCUACUGCCCCUGCGAACCGUCACGUCCCGGUGGCGGCGGUGCUGUUAUCGAUCUGGAGACCACGGAAUCCAAAACCAGCACAGAAGAGGCGGAGACAGCGGUCGAGGUCCGGUCGAACCCAUUGCCGAAUAGCCGUACCGUCGCACCGAAGCCAGAUCAAGAGUCGCCGGCAGUUAAACGGAAGAAGGAUUAAGAUGGAUUGUGUAUUAUUUUAUAGGUUAUGUUAUAUAGUCGUUAUUGUGUUGAACAUGAAAUUAAAGUACGUGUCUAUCUAGAGGAAAAAGAACAAU
Messenger RNA from Drosophila novamexicana, 3172 nucleotides. RefSeq names its product prominin-like protein. Gene Ontology annotation, cellular component: membrane. The transcript is spliced from 11 exons. Lineage: Eukaryota; Metazoa; Arthropoda; Insecta; Diptera; Drosophilidae. The record is from RefSeq and is a predicted model, not a curated record. Bases 184 to 3075 code for a protein of 963 amino acids.